Molecule: messenger RNA, 1976 nt
Organism: Psylliodes chrysocephalus
Lineage: Eukaryota; Metazoa; Arthropoda; Insecta; Coleoptera; Chrysomelidae
Source: the annotation of a GenBank genome assembly
AAAAUUUUCAACAGCUUCUUUGACGCCAUUGUGGUUUUUAACAUUUUCUAAAGUUAGUGCUGUAAAUUUCUAUAUUUGGAGUGUCGCUUUUUGUCUACAGGGACAUUUUGGAUGACAGUGACAGUGCCGAAUUUAAAGUAGCCAGAAAAGUUGUCAGUUAAGUGUCAUAAUGAGUGAAGAAGCACCAAUACAUUCAGAGGUGAUUCCUGAUGUGUCACUAGACACUCCCCAAGUACCUCCCGUACAGUCUCCACCACCCUCAGAACCCUCCUUGGAUAUUCCCACAGCUGUAGAAGUAGAUGCUGCUGUGGUGCCUACCAAAGAUUCUGAGGAAGCUGCUAAACCACAGUUACCACAAGAUCAAGUCAUGACUGACGCUCCGUCUGGUGAUCAAGAACAGCCAAUACCAGGUCAAGAACCUGCAUGUGAAGAACCAAAAGAACCUGAAAAACCUGAAGAAAUUGUACGUCCUAAAACUCCUCCAAAAAUGAUUUCCAUUCAUAUUAAAACUCCACAAGAACGCGAAACUUUCGAGGUAGAAGAGAAUGCAGCUGUCACAGAUUUAAAAGCUCUUAUAGGUCCCAAGUUUAACGCUGAACCUGAUCAGCUUUGUCUUAUAUUUGCUGGUAAAAUAAUGAAAGAUGAAGAUCACCUUCAAGAGCAUCACAUAAAAGAUGGUUUGACCAUUCAUUUAGUUAUAAGAGCUGCUCCUAGAUUAAAUGAAACAGCCGCUAAUAGACGACCUGCUGAUAUUAGUGCUACUCCGUUUGGUUUGGGGAGCUUGGGUGGAUUAGCUGGAAUAGCUCAGUUAGGUAUGGGAUCUGCAAAUUUUAUGGAAUUACAGAAUCAAAUGCAAAGUGAGCUUCUUUCUAAUCCUAAUAUGCUGAGGAAUUUGUUAGACAAUCCACUAGUAACCCAAUUGAUGAGUAAUCCUGAAGCCAUGAGAAGUUUGUUAGUGAGAAAUCCUCAGAUGCAGGAGCUAAUUGAAAGGUAUCCCGAGAUCAACCAAACAUUGAAUAAUCCUGAGCUGUUGCGCCAGACAGCAGAAUUAGCUCGUAAUCCAUCGAUGCUUCAAGAAUUGAUGAGAAGUCAUGAACGCUCAAUGGGUUUGGAACCUAAUUCUCCCACUCCUCUUACCAAUCCUGUUCCAAACUUAUUUUCUGGCCUCCAACCAAAUUUAUCAUCUGUUGCUGCCCAAUUUCAAGCUAGUGCUCAAACUACACCAGCACGAGGAGUAAUGAACCCACCCCCGUUAGCUAGUUUACUUCAACAAAUGUCAGAAAAUCCUUCUGUUAUUCAAAAUAUGCUUCAAGCACCUUACACACAAUCAGUUUUAGAAGCUUUAACCGCUGAUCCUAACAUAGCUAAUGCUAUUCUAGCUCAGAAUCCUUUGAUUACUGAAAAUCCUGCUGUUCAAGAGCAAAUGAGGCAUAUGAUGCCUCAAUUUAUGCAGCAAAUGCAGAACCCAGAGGUUCAAAAUCUUAUGACUAAUUCUCAAGCUUUAGAUGCUAUUCUUCAGAUUCAACAAGGGAUGGAAACCUUAAGACAAGCAGCACCUAAUUUAAUUCAUACCUUCCCUCCUCCAAAUUCGCAAGGCGUGCCCAAUAUUAAUACUACUAGUCCUAGGCCUGAAACUACAUCACAAAAUGCUGGGGCCCCCAGAGAUGCUUUCUCUGAAUUCAUGAGCAGAAUGGUUGCUACAAUGGGCGCUAACAACGACAACAAUUUACCUCCUGAACAAAGAUACCAAGCUCAGUUGGAACAGCUGGCAGCAAUGGGUUUUGUUAACAGGGAGAUAAAUUUGCAAGCUCUGAUUGCUACUUUUGGAGAUAUUAAUGCCGCAGUUGAGAAAUUACUGGCUCAGGGUCAGCUAUCUUCAAUGGGAUAAAUUUUAGUUUCUGUAGGAAUAAAUACAUGUGACUACAAUAGUUUGUGUUUCCUUAUUUAAGUAUUAACUAAAAUUUAUCGACUUCGAA